AUGCCGCCUAAAAGUCUAAAAGCAGUUAUCUGCCCUUCAAUCUUGAAUGCCGACUUCUCUAAUUUGGGUUCAGAAUGUCAGAAAUUGUUAUCAGCUGGAGCCGACUACUUACAUCUAGAUGUUAUGGACGGUCACUUUGUUCCAAACUUGAGUUUCGGUCACCCAAUUGUUGAGUGUUUACGUAAUAAACUUGGUAAUGAACCUUUUUUGGACGUUCAUCUGAUGGUAACUAAUCCGGAACAGUGGUUAGAGCCAAUGAGGAAGGCAGGAGCAAAUCAGUUCACUUUCCAUUAUGAAGCCGUUGAUGCUAAAGGAGGAAAGGAUGCAGUCUACUCUUUGAUCGACAAAAUCAGGGCUUCCAACCUGAAAGUUGGUUUAGCAAUCAAGCCUCGAACGCCAGCUGAAAAUUUACUUCCAUUCGCAGAAAGAUUAGAUAAUGCUCUUGUAAUGACUGUUGAACCUGGGUUUGGAGGUCAAAAAUUUAUGGCAGACAUGAUGGAUAAGGUGAAACUUAUUCGUUCGCAGCAUCCACUGUUGAACAUUCAAGUGGAUGGUGGUAUUGAUUCUUCAACGAUUGAGACUAGUGCUAAUGCAGGGGCAAAUUUGUUCGUCUCUGGAACUGGAAUCAUCGCACAACCAGAUUGGUCAAAAAUUAUAAAGGUGACAUUGCUCGCUUUGUGA
Molecule: messenger RNA, 681 nt
Organism: Enterobius vermicularis (human pinworm)
Lineage: Eukaryota; Metazoa; Nematoda; Chromadorea; Rhabditida; Oxyuridae
Source: the annotation of a GenBank genome assembly